Macrosteles quadrilineatus (aster leafhopper) is the source of this 3957-nucleotide messenger RNA. RefSeq names its product unconventional myosin-IXb-like. Gene Ontology annotation, cellular component: vesicle; myosin complex; actin cytoskeleton. Gene Ontology annotation, biological process: actin filament organization; vesicle transport along actin filament. Gene Ontology annotation, molecular function: ATP binding; cytoskeletal motor activity; actin filament binding. Lineage: Eukaryota; Metazoa; Arthropoda; Insecta; Hemiptera; Cicadellidae. The transcript is spliced from 19 exons. Bases 201 to 3524 code for a protein of 1107 amino acids. The record is from RefSeq and is a predicted model, not a curated record.
ACGCUAGUGACAAUGUGGGGAGCUCAGUAAUAAAGGCGAUCACACUAGAAGACACGUUUGGAUGGGAAAAGUAUUCAUCUAGUGGUGUAGACCGUUACCAUAUGCAAUAUUAGUGAUAUGAAGAGUCACAGUGAACUAGUUCUAGAUUUGCUGGCGUCAUUUGACAAGUUAGUGAUGCAAAGACCUAGUGAUCACUAGAGAUGUUGCUGCUGCCUGACCAGACGUACGAGGAGGCCUCCUUGGAGCUGUUGACGGUGCUGAGACUUUGUGAUGACUUCUUAUCUCAGUACCGCAUUAGACCCGACUUCUUCUGUCGCUACCGGGAGAGACUGGCAGCCCUCAAGUGUCAAACUUUGAUGCCUUCCACCAGAGCUGCCUCUCAAUCAGCGUCACGCUCAGAUGCAUCCUCAUCCAAUGAAGCGGUUCAUCUUCAACAGAGACUCCGCAAUCUGAGCACGGAGUUGGUGACUCUUCGAAACAGACUGCAUGUUCAGGGCCAGGGCCAGCCCAAUAGUGUGUUAGCAGCACCUCCCACUACCACGAUACCAACCAAUACGACAACACCUCUCCCCACUACUACACCACUUAGCCAACCAACGAGUGGUGCUCCCCCCACUUUUCCUCGGCCACACCACCAACCACACCCUUUACCUGUGCCAGUAACCCAGGCGACCAAUAACGGGCCUACCAUUAUUGGAGACACGACGGGCAAGACUGCUAUGAGGCCGGUUGGCUGUGCCGAGCUUGAGGAUCUCAUACAUUUGGCUGGGCCACUCACCGAGGAUGCAGUCCUCAAAUGUUUACACGCCAGGUUUAGCGCCAGCCAACUUUAUACCAAUGUUGGACCUAUCCUGUUAUCGGUGAACCCCUAUACUGACAUACGUAACCCUCUCACCCUGACCAGCACCAGGGGAGUGUCUCUAUCUCCCAAACUGCUAAGGGUUGUACAGGAAGCGGUGAGACAACAAAGUGAGACUGGCUACCCCCAGGCCAUUAUUCUUUCAGGGACGAGUGGUUCAGGGAAAACUUAUGCCUCUAUGCUCCUCCUACGUCAGCUGUUCGACGUAGCGGGUGGAGGCCCGGAGACGGACGCCUUCAAACACCUCGCUGCGGCGUUCACAGUCCUGCGAUCCCUUGGUUCCGCCAAAACAACCUCAAACUCUGAAUCUAGUCGAAUUGGUCAUUUCAUAGAGGUGCAGGUAACUGACGGAGCAUUGUAUCGCACCAAGAUCCACUGCUACUUCUUGGAUCAAACCAGAGUCAUAAGACCACUUCCUAAUGAAAAGAACUACCACAUAUUUUACCAGAUGCUAGCUGGACUAACGCCAGAAGAGCGAGCAAAACUGAACUUGGAAGGCUACUCUCCAAGCAAUUUGUGUUAUCUACAACACGGAGACACAAGGCAAGACGAAGCUGAUGAUGCCGCUAGGUUUCAGGCGUGGAAAGCUUGUUUAGGAGUGCUGGGUAUUCCGUUCCUGGACGUUGUCAGAGUGCUGGCCGCAGUGUUGCUGCUUGGCAACGUACAGUUUGUAGACAGCGGAGGGCUAGAGGUGACUGUCAAGGGAGACACAGAGUUGACGGCUGUAUCGGGAUUGCUAGGAGUGACGUCGGCUGCGCUCUUCCGAGGCAUCACAUCGCGCACUCACAACGCUAGAGGACAACUUGUCAAGUCUGUCUGUGAUGCCAACAUGUCCAACAUGACUCGUGACUCACUAGCCAAAGCACUCUACUGCCGCACGGUCGCUACCAUAGUCAGGAGGGCCAACAGUCUAAAGAGGCUAGGGUCUACUCUCGGCACUCUGAGCUCGGACUCCAACGAGUCUGUGCAUAACCAAGCAGAGGUCGCUAGUCAGCAUGCAUCCACAGUUGGAACAGCUGGUUCCAAGUCCAGUAAAUCCAUGGCGGCUCUUAACAACGCAGUUAGGCAUGCCACCGACGGCUUUAUCGGAAUACUCGACAUGUUCGGCUUCGAGGACCCUAAACCCAGCCAGCUAGAGCACUUGUGCAUCAACUUGUGUGCGGAAACAAUGCAGCAUUUUUACAACACCCACAUCUUCAAAUCCAGUAUAGAAUCUUGCCGGGAUGAGGGAAUCCAUUGUGACGUUGAGGUGGACUAUGUAGACAACGUACCGUGCAUAGAUCUCAUAUCAUCCUUGCGCACUGGCCUGCUCAGCAUGUUGGAUGUAGAAUGUUCCAUUCGAGGAUCGUCUGAGUCUUACAUUGCGAAAGUGAAGGCACAACAUAGACAAAACCCAAGGCUCAUCGAAUCCAAGCCCAUCGAACCUAGAACUUUUGGCAUUCAACACUUUGCUGGCAAAGUCAUCUACGAUGCGACAGACUUUCUAGACACCAACAAAGACGUGGUGCCAGAUGACUUGGUCGCAGUUUUUCACAAGCAGACGUGCAACUUUGGGUUUGCCACUCAUCUGUUUGGCAGUGAGCUGAAAGCUUUAUAUUCAGUUGAGACUGUACCACGAGGAGUAAGCUUUAGAAUCUCUCCAACGUCACAUUCUGAUAUGUUGAAUGGAGAUGAGCCAGUUUCAACUUUAACGCAAGACUUUCAUACUCGCCUGGACAACCUGCUGCGAACAUUAGUGCAUGCAAGACCACACUUUGUUCGUUGUUUACGAGCGAAUGCUAAUGAGGUGCCAUGUCGCUUCGACAAGCCGACAGUAAUGCGGCAGAUUCGGUCACUGCAGGUGCUAGAAACGGUCAACCUGAUGGCUGGAGGUUAUCCACAUCGAAUGAGAUUCAAGGCGUUCAACGCUAGAUAUCGGCUAUUGGCACCAUGGGGGAAGCUGCGACGAUGUGAGGAGCGGACAACAGAAGACUGCAGACUCAUCUUGCAAUGUCUAGAAGAGAAACACGAGCUGAAGCAACCCAUCAGUCAAGUCAGCACUAGUUGGGCCUUUGGAAAGAGGCAUAUUUUCCUCAGUGAGGGUGUUCGUCAGCAGCUAGAGUGUCUGAGGUGGGAGACGAGACAUCGAGCUGCUGUCCUGAUACAAGCUACAUGGCGUGGCUGGCGACUACGACGGCGCUGGCCUACACUCAAACGCAACCUCGAGCUGCAUCAAGCAUCUAAUCCAACCCCUACUACCGCUGUAGGUGUACUGAGCAGGACGACAGGGGCACCUGCUGCUCCGCCCUCCGCCACACUCACCCGCCCCCGCCCCCAGCCCAUUGCUGGCACACCCCCACCAGACCCGAAUGAGAAGUACGACCAGAAAAUGAUACAGCAGACAUGCACUCUGUUCGGACUAGAUUUGGAGAGGCCUCCGCCAGUACCGCCCAGCAGACCAUACACAGUAGCGGGGAACACAAAACUGGGCUACCCUCAGACCCGCGUCAUGAAAAUGCCUUUCCCAGAGGACGGGACGGGAGAAGUAUCAUUACUGAAGGGUGACACAGUGGUAGUGGUGGGGGCGUCACCUCGUCGAGGACAUCUGGUGGUCGAGCACAGCAAUCACAGUCUCCACGUUCCUUUCCAGUUUCUAGAACUCAAACCGAGUUCAAUCAGCAUCUAGCCGCAACCUACCUUCCAAACUCCCAAAGAAACACCGGUGGACUACAUCCUUGGGAUGUGAUUUUCACCCGCACCUCUCGAAGGAAAUCAAAACAUUAGCUUUAACCUAUGGACUCAUGAAGUGAGCGUGGACAGCAGCUGUAACGAUGUUUCCUAUAAUAUGCCCAUCAAGUCAUCAUAGUUUUAUUCAUAGAGUAUUCCGUUAAAAGUACAAAGAUUUUAUUUAUAGCACUGCCAUAUAAGUGUGCUGUUUGUAGAUAAUGUAAAUACUAUUACGUGAAUAGUGUCAUUUUAUUGAUUGUAGUUGAGUAGUAUGUGAAAUGGAUCAAAUGAUUUUUUAUUGAAUAAAGUUAUUUAGUUUUAAAAUGUAGUUUCUACAAUUUGAUUUAAGUUUGUUUAGUUUGACAAGGAUAUAUAUUUCAGAUCUGUUAAAA